AUGAGGGGCAAAGAUUUUCGCUUAUCAAAGGUAUUUUACAAGUGUCAAAAUGCUAUGUCUACAACGAAUAUUUCCGGUAUCUUUUCAAAACUAAGACGUAGUCAGAUAGAGCUUUUCAUAAGAUCGCCUCUGAUUGUAACAUAUCUCAUAUCCCUACGCCCGACCUUACACACUAGAAUGCUCGUAAUUAUUCUAAUUGUAUUGUGUGCCAAUAUUAGAUCUAAUCGGUAUUGGAUUCUCUAUUGCCAUGAAUUGUUAGUUGCGAGCUAUUGUUGGUCGUAUCUAGGAGGUCGGAACGAUGUUCCGCACUUCAACAACAUUCCGUUAAACAAUAGCCUUUUGUAUUAG
This is a messenger RNA of Priceomyces carsonii, 348 nucleotides long. RefSeq lists its product as uncharacterized. The record is from RefSeq and is a predicted model, not a curated record. The transcript has a single exon. Lineage: Eukaryota; Fungi; Ascomycota; Pichiomycetes; Serinales; Debaryomycetaceae. The coding region runs from base 1 to 348 and encodes 115 amino acids.